Messenger RNA from Lindgomyces ingoldianus, 774 nucleotides. RefSeq names its product S-adenosyl-L-methionine-dependent methyltransferase. The record is from RefSeq and is a predicted model, not a curated record. Gene Ontology annotation, molecular function: O-methyltransferase activity; snRNA binding; S-adenosylmethionine-dependent methyltransferase activity. The transcript is spliced from 3 exons. Gene Ontology annotation, biological process: snRNA modification. Lineage: Eukaryota; Fungi; Ascomycota; Dothideomycetes; Pleosporales; Lindgomycetaceae. The coding region runs from base 1 to 774 and encodes 257 amino acids.
AUGGCUACUGCCACUAAUUGGGGCAAUUAUCAUGGCUAUCACGGUUCUGCGCGCCAUUUUCCAGGUUCUUCCCCAUCUGCCUCCGUCCGAGAUCCCCGUUUGACCUUGCUUGAGAGCCUGAUCCCAGGACUUUUCAAAGCCAAGUCUUGCCUGGACGUCGGCUGCAAUACUGGAGCCGUGUCUUGCCAACUUGCCUUCGACUUCGACGCGGCUUCCGUCACAGGCGUGGACAUCGAUCCCAAGCUCGUCAGCGAGGCCGAAGACCUGGUGGCACUCCGCUCUUCAUGUAUUCGCCCCCGCACCGAUGAGGCCGACCAAAUAGUGGACUACUUCCCAACCUCUGCUGUGUUAAAGUAUGGCUAUCGUUUCCCCCCAUCUCCUGCCCUUUCGAAAUGGCCUCGCGUGAGAUUUAUCUCCUCGGAUUGGGUAGUAUUAGCAAACCCGGCUACUGCUGGUCCAUACGACGUGAUCCUGGCCUUAAGUGUCAUUAAGUGGCUACAUCUGGAGCACUUAGAUGAGGGCUUGGUGAGAUUCUUUCGCAAGUGCUCGUCGUCGCUUGUUAGCGGCGGCUAUCUCGUUCUGGAAAUGCAUCCUUGGGAGUCGUACGUGACGGCCGUCGAGGUCAAGAAGGCUCCACAUUUCAAAGAGCACCUGGAGAAAUUAAAAUAUCGACCUGAAACAUCGUUUAACGGGUUAUUGCAAGAACAGGGUCUCAAACUUUGCGCAACGUCCGAUGACUUACCACGCCGGAUAAGCGUAUACCGCAGGGACUGA